Molecule: messenger RNA, 189 nt
Organism: Plenodomus lingam JN3
Lineage: Eukaryota; Fungi; Ascomycota; Dothideomycetes; Pleosporales; Leptosphaeriaceae
Source: RefSeq, a predicted model, not a curated record
AUGGCUGUUUUGGGCUUGGGCUAUUCUUGGGCCCAUCUAACUAUACUAGCGCGUCUUUUAUGCCCCCCUACUUACUGUAAUCUGCUACCGGUAGUGGACGGGUUGGGCUGUACACAGUCUAUUCCCUACGAUAUGUCGACAAUACUGAUACCAUUCCAUCACACCAGCUUGCAUUGCUCCAUCAUCUAA